UGCCACAGCCUUGUUCGUUCGCACGCAGGCACGUACGCCGUCGCCUUGUAUUGACUGUUGCGCGGGGUACGGCAGUUAUGUUUUGAAGUAACUGUGCUGCAGUGUCAUUUAGGGUGAACUGAUGUGUGUUUGGAGCAGUCUCGAGCGCUGCUUCGCGCCGCGAUGCGACGCUGGCGACGUGAAUAGCAGGCGGUCGACCGGGCGGAAGGAUACGCAGCCAUUUUAGGUGGCGAUGCGGCAGGCUGGUCGAAGCGUUCCGCCAUUCCAAACAAUCAAAGUGUUCGGUUGGAAGUGCCGCUCCUUGUAUAUUGUCGUGUAUCGGGCGUUAUUCGGCAGGGCGGGUGAUGGCGUGAUGUGACGGACGCGAUAGCCAGGCAGUGAAGUGAGAAUAGUUGGAAACGUGCGCGGCGCGGAAUGGUGUGAAGCCAUGGAAAACGAAAGGCAGCGCAACCAAAGGAACAGGAGACGCGAGCGAGCCCAACGCAUCCAGGCUCAAAGGGAGAGCCGAGGGAAUGAAGCGGAUAGUGGCGACGACGAAGUGGCAGUUAGGGAAAAGCCUCCGAGGCCGCCCAACAGAAGGAAAAAAUUGAAGGAGUUAAAGGAACCACUUUUUUUGGAAGACAUCGUUGACGGAUUUUCCAUACUGGCGUUCCGCACCUACGAGGACCUCCAGAGCGCGCUGAAGAACGGCAAGCUGACCCACGCCCAGGGCAAGAGGCCGGCCCCGCCAGGCGCCGCGGCCCUCGACCCGUCCGCCACGCCGCCCUGCCAGGGCCUGGCGACGCUGCAGCACGACGCCGGCACCAGCGACGACAGCGGGCGGGCGUCGGAGCGCCUGAACGGGCCGGUCACCUCGUCCAGGGAGAGCCGCGACAGCUCGCACGACCGCCUCAGCGACGCCAGCAGUCACUGCAGUUCAGGGAAAGGCUAUAUCUGUGAUAGUGAAGGCGAAGACGACAAGGGCUCCGAUGCUGGGUCCGACCUCUUCACCACCACCAGGAGACACGAGCUGCCGGGCCAUGCGCCGCCGCCGCUGGCCGUCAACAACGGCACGGCCUCGUCUCCGGGCAGCCGGGGCGGCGGCAGCGUGAGCCCCGCCCCCAGCCCGCCGCCGCCGCCGCCGCAGGCGUCCCGCCCCCAGACCCCCCCGCGCGAGCCCUCGCCCCCUGCCCCCGCCCCGCCGGCGCCCGCCGCCAACGGCCCGCUCCCGCCGCCGAGCCCGCCCGCCCCGCCGCCGCCGGCCGCCCCCGGCCCCACGCUGUACGCGCCGCCGCCGCCGCAGCACCUGCACCACGCCGCCUACCCGCCGCUGUACGCGCCCUACGCCAGCUCGCUGACGCACCAGCGCGGGCCGUCCCCCCCGCGCCACGACCUCGUGAGGUCAUCUCGCUCCCCGUGUGGCAUGGCCAGCAGCAAGCUGAGCCACGCGCCCCACGCCUCUUCCACGCUGUCCCUGGGCUCUGCCCCCGUCACGGCAGCGUCGGCGCCCAUCGCGACGACCGCCACGGCGCCGGCCGUGACGACCGCCAUGGCCGUCGUGACCACCACCACCACCACCAGCCACAGGGACAUGGUGACCACGCCCGUGGUGGGCCGCAGCCACUCCCCGCGGGGGCAUAGUCCCAACCGCGAGCGCGACAGCUACAGCAGUAACGUGAGCAGCCUGAGUCGCGGCAGCAUGACGCCCGUGAGCGUCGCCGCCAGCGCCGUCGCCACCUGCAACUCCUCGCUGCUCAGCUCCCCGGCGGUCGUCUCUUCUAGUCUGUCCUUCCCCAAGACGCCUGUCUGGGUCAGGUGCUGCCCGUUCCUGGUCGUCUCUUCUAGUCUGUCCUUCCCCAAGAUGCCUGUCUGGGUCAGCUGCCCGUUCCUGGUCGUUUCUUCUAGUCUGUCCUUCCCCAAGAUGCCUGUCUGGGUCAGCUGCCCGUUCCUGGUCGUCUCUUCUAGUCUGUCCUUCCCCAAGAUGCCUGUCUGGGUCAGCUGCCCGUUCCUGGUCGUCUCUUCUAGUCUGUCCUUCCCCAAGAUGCCUGUCUGGGUCAGCUGCCCGUUCCUGGUCGUCUCUUCUAGUCUGUCCUUCCCCAAGACGCCUUUCUGGGUCAGCUGCCCGUUCCUGGUCGUCUCUUCUAGUCUGUCCUUCCCCAAGACGCCUGUCUGGGUCAGCUGCCCGUUCCUGGUCGUCUCUUCUAGUCUGUCCUUCCCCAAGACGCCUGUCUGGGUCAGCUGCCCGUUCCUGGUCGUCUCUUCUAGUCUGUCCUUCCCCAAGACGCCUGUCUGGGUCAGCUGCCCGUUCCUGGUCGUCUCUUCUAGUCUGUCCUUCCCCAAGACGCCUGUCUGGGUCAGCUGCCCGUUCCUGGUCGUCUCUUCUAACCUGUCCUUCCGCAAGACGCCUGUCUGGGUCAGCUGCCCGUUCCUGGUCGUCUCUUCUAGCCAGUCCUUCCCCAAGACGCCUGUCUGGGUCAGCUGCCCGUUCCUGGUCAUCUCUUCUAGUCUGUCCUUCCCCAAGACGCCUGUCUGGGUCAGCUGCCCGUUCCUGGUCGUCUCUUGUAGUCUGUCCUUCCCCAAGACGCCUGUCUGGGUCAGCUGCCCGUUCCUGGUCGUCUCUUCUAGUCUGUCCUUCCCCAAGACGCCUGUCUGGGUCAGCUGCCCGUUCCUGGUCGUCUCUUCUAGUCUGUCCUUCCCCAAGACGCCUGUCUGGGGACACCUCAGUUGCUUCAAUCGAAACAUAAUCUGGGGCCACCAAGCAUUAUCGAAGGCCCCAGAUAUGUCGAUUGUUAUUCCCAUUAUAUAUUCAUAUGAGCGCACUCACAGUCACAGCUCCCCGGCGGUCGUCUCUUCUAGUCUGUCCUUCCCCAAGACGCCUGUCUGGGUCAGCUCGGCGGGCCCCCAGCUGUCCCCGGCAGCGACGGUGCCGCGGCCCACUCCGCCCCCCGUGCCCCUCCCCGCCACACACCCCCUCCACCCGGGCUCCCACCCCUACUCCUCCGCCCCCUUGUUCGCUCCCCCGCCCGUCGUCACCGCCAGCCCGCUCAGCCUGCCGCCCGCGCCCAACCCCAACCCCUUCUCCGCCGAGUCUCUCUUCCAGACAAAGUGCUGCUCGGCCGUGCCGGACCAGGCCGACCUGCUGCGGCGAGAGCUGGACAGUCGCUUCCUGGCGUCCCAGGACCGCAGCCUGGCCGUGGGGCCCCCGCCCUACCUGCGCACCGAGAUGCACCACCACCAGCACCAGCACACUCACGUGCACCAGCACACCACGCCCCUCCUGCCGCCGCCCGCCCCCGCGCUCUUCCCCCCGCCCCUGUUCAAAGACAUCCCGAAGCUGGGGAGCGUGGACUCGCCCUUCUACCGCCAGAACCUGGGGCUGACCUCGUACCCCGGCUACUCCCCAGGACUGCUGCACCCCUCGCUGGGUGCCUCCACCCCCUUCAUGCCUCCGAGUCACCUCCCCACCUUCACGCCAAAGCAAAUGGCUGACCCCACGAAACCUAAACCAGUGAAGACCGGGCGCUGGAACGCCAUGCACGUGCGCAUCGCGUGGGAGAUCUACCACCACCAGCAGCAGAAGAAGCACGCCGAGGCGAAGGCGGGAGCCGACAAGGCGGCCGCGGACAUGCUGCGGCCGGCCAACCACCUGUUCCCGGGCAGCCUGGCCCCGCCCCCCCGCCCCCACGACCUGCCGGCCUUCACCUCUGCCCUCACGGCGCACCGCGGGCCGCCCUUCGACUCCAGCCCGCACCCGGGCGGCUUCCUCACGGCCGUCUCCGCGGCGCACCUCGUUUCCUCUUGCUGUUCUCCAGGUGCCGGCAUGUCGCCAUUCGGACGCUACCCAGCCUCGUUCGGUGCACCGAACACUGCUUUCCCCACACUGGGGGGCUCCGUGUUCCCCCCGCCACCUCCAAGGGAUCUGCCCCCUCUGGGGCACCUCGGGCCAGUGCACGACCCGUGGAGUCGACUGCAGAGAACGGCGGGGGGCUUCCCAGCGUCGGCCGCGAACCCGUGGGGCCUGAAGCCGGAGCCCGGGCCGCUGGACCGGCGCGCGGAGCUGGAGGAGCGGGAGCGUGAGCGCGAGAGGGAGCGGGAGCGGUGCCGCAGGGAGGCGGAGAGGGAGAGGGAGCGGGAGCGGGAGAGGGAGCGGGAGCGGCAGCGCGAGCGAGAGCGCGAGGAGAAGCAGCGUAAGCUGGAGGCGGAGCGCGAGCGGGAGCGCAGGGAGAAGGAGCGCCGGGAGAUGGAGCGCCGGGAGCUGGAGCGGGAGCGGGAGCGACUGCUGCAGGCCAGCAAGAGCCUGGCGGCCGCGCGCGACCGCUCGCCGCUGCGCAACGGCGACGAGGUGCGGGUGAAGGAGGAGCCGCGCGCGCCCAAGGACGAGGACGUGGUGAUGCUGGCGCGGCACCAGCACGCCCACGCCUACCUGGCGGCUCGCCACGGGGUGCUGCCGCCCCCGCCGGCCCUCUCCCGCGUGCCCCCGCCCCCGCACUUCGGCCCCGCCCCCGGCGCCCCGGGCUGGCCGCCCGUCGACCCCUUCCGCGACAACCCGUACCGCUUCGACCCGCUGCUGCGUUUCGGCCCGCUCAUGGCCUACCGCGAGGAGGAGGAGCAGCGCAAGCUGUUCCCGCCGUACGCGUCGGCGAUGCGCGCCAAGGCACCCAGCCCCCACCACCUGCACGGACGCCAACCCCUCAAGCCGGACCUGCACAAGAAGGAGGAGUCCUCCCAGUCGCGGUAGUCCCCCCCCGGCUCCCUUUAUACAGCGUGGACGAGUUAUUUAAUAUUAACGAUUAUUACUGUGUAUCGACUACGUCGCUGAACAAUUGACUAUCGUGCUGUGGUACAAGUGUGUGUGUGUAAUAUAUAUCGUGUACACGUCUGGUCAAAAGUCGUAGCAAAAAUUUGCAUAGGAAGAUUUUGUAUGCAUUUUCUGUUUUGUCCUGUGAUCUCCUGCUAUAACUCGAUCUUGUAGUAUUUCUUUUUUUUUUUUUUUUUUAGAAAAAAAUUUUGUUUGUACCUACCCACAUUCUGUCUUGUAUUCCAACAAUUUUUUUUUUUACGAACAAAUUGUCUUUCAAGAUAUUGUAAUUGAGCAGUUCUGUUGUUUUGGAACUAUAAAAGUAUUCAUUUCUUUACUAUGUGUAAAAUAAAAUUAUAUUAAUAUAUAUGAAACACAGUUAAAAUUUUAGCUGCUUUCCUAGGCACUGCCAGUUUGUUGUAAAAUGCCUGCAAUUUUGAUAAAAUUGUUAAUAAACAAUCACGGAUGACUGCGCGAAAAUAAACACAUUUUAUCUGCUG
This is a messenger RNA of Bacillus rossius redtenbacheri, 5277 nucleotides long. Its product is annotated as proline-rich protein 36-like. NCBI's taxonomy places the organism in Eukaryota, Metazoa, Arthropoda, Insecta, Phasmatodea, Bacillidae. The record is from RefSeq and is a predicted model, not a curated record. The transcript is spliced from 33 exons. Bases 428 to 4717 code for a protein of 1429 amino acids.